Messenger RNA from Phalaenopsis equestris, 3938 nucleotides. RefSeq names its product lisH domain and HEAT repeat-containing protein KIAA1468 homolog. Lineage: Eukaryota; Viridiplantae; Streptophyta; Magnoliopsida; Asparagales; Orchidaceae. The record is from RefSeq and is a predicted model, not a curated record. Gene Ontology annotation, cellular component: trans-Golgi network; recycling endosome. Gene Ontology annotation, molecular function: protein binding. Gene Ontology annotation, biological process: intracellular cholesterol transport.
UCCUUCAAUGCUGUUGGUCUUCCUGGAGGCUCGCUCGCGAGAUCUAGAUUAGCUACAGGGGUUCUUCGAUGGCGGUGGCGCGGAUCUGAAAGCACCGCUCGCUGCAGCGGCAGGCAGCGAUGAAUUCCUCUCGGGCGAUGAAUGUCGAGAGAUCGUCGCUGUGCAACUGCGUGGUGAACUUCUUGUUGGAGGAAGGCUAUGUGCUGACGGCCUUCGAGCUCCUCCACGAGCUAAUAGAGGACGGACGGGAUGACCAGGCUAUCCCGGCCCUUUUUCCCUCCGAUCAGAUUGCACGCUUCAACUCCAUCAAAGCUGCAGAUCCACAAACGUUACUCGAGGAGAAACUAGCAUUGGAAGAGAAAUUGGCGGUCACUGAAUACGAGCUCCGCUUAGCACAAGAAGAUGUCGCAAGGCUCAAAACAGAUUUAGAAAAGAUAAAUGAAGCUCUUCCUGAUGAUUGUCCUGAUACUUCCAAAACUAAUGGCCUAGAAAAUCAGCAAGAGAAACAGAGCAACUAUUCUUCUUUAGGCCCAUUGAAGGAUUCUGAGCGCAAAGAUCUUAACCGUGCUGUCAAAGAAUACUUGCUUUUUGCUGGUUACCGGCUCACAGCCAUGACAUUUAUUGAGGAGGUCACAGAUCAGAAUCUUGAUGUUUGGCCCAAAAGCUCAGCUUGUGUCACUGAUGCUUUGCGUCGUUAUUAUUAUCAGUAUCUCUCAUCCACUACAGAAGCUGCUGAGGAGAAGAUAUCCCUUCUUCAAGAAAACGAAUCACUGAUGAAGGAAAAUAUGUCCCUCAAAAUGGAGAGGGACUCCUUUGUAAAAAACAAAGAAGAAGUUGAUGGUCGGAUAGCCAGUUUAUCAAAGUAUUUGGAAGCUUCACGGAAGGACCUUAAAGAAAGGGACCUUCUGAUUCAAGUUCUAAAACAGUCACUGGAACUUCAGAGGAAGGAACUAAAUGAGUGCAGAGCUGAGAUAACUUCUCUGAAGAUGCACUUAGAAGGUUCCCUUGCAAGUAGGGGAUGGCAUACAGGAGACAUCGAAGGAAUUAAAUCUUUAAACAUUGACAAAAAAGAAGUAACUGGAUUCCAAUAUACAGAAACUGAAACCACACAAUUAACAAAUGUUUUGAGAGACGGUUCUAAUUCCAUGGCAAGCCAGGUUGAAGAUAGCCAACCAGAGGAAAAGGUUCUCGAGAUGAAUGAAGCAGGCGUGAUGUCAAAAUCUUUUCCUGGUUCAAAUGUGAAGAAUAGUAGAGACGUUAUUGUUGGGCAUGAAUCUGAUGAAUCUGAGCAGAACAUAGUGACUUCAUAUGGAUUGGUGGUGUCCUGCAAUGGAAAUGAUGAAGAAAAGAAAGAAAAAAACAUUGAAUCAACAGCUCGAGAAGUUAUUUGCUUAAUACAAAAAACAGACAGUCCAAGGAGGGUAACAACAGAAAAAAUGGCAUUGGAGACAAUCCAGAUUGUUUCAGAUUCUCUGCCUAAGAUUGUUCCUUAUGUUUUGAUCAACCAUCGUGAGGAACUUCUUCCAUUGAUUAUGUGUGCAAUUGAGCGGCAUCCAGAAGGCAAUGUAAGAGACUCUUUAACACACACAUUAUUUAAUCUUAUUAAGCGGCCGGAUGAGCAGCAGAGGCGAAUUAUAAUGGAUGCUUGUGUUAGCCUAGCCAAGAAUGUAGGGCAGAUGAGAACUGAAACGGAGUUGCUGCCCCAAUGCUGGGAACAGAUAAAUCACAUGUAUGAAGAGAGGAGACUACUGGUUGCACAGUCAUGUGGAGAGCUUGCAGAGUUUGUACGGCCUGAGAUUCGUGAUUCACUUAUAUUAUCAAUUGUGCAUCAGCUAGUUGAAGACUCUGCUAUUGUCGUGCGAGAGGCUGCUGUUCAUAAUCUGGCAAUGCUCUUUCCAAAUAUGGACAAAUAUUUUAAGGUUGAAGAGCUGUUGUUUCAAUUGGUGUGUGAUCCUUCAGGCGUGGUGGUGGAUGCUACGCUUAAAGAACUCCUUCCUGCUGUUAUAAAAUGGGGAAGCAAGAUGGACCAUGUUCUACGUGUUCUACUCUCUCACAUGUUGGGAGCUGCAAAGCGGUGCCCACCUCUUUCUGGGGUUGAAGGCUCUGUGGAUUCUCAUCUGCGUGUACUAGGUGAACAUGAACGAUGGAGCAUUGAUGCCUUGUUGCGUAUGAUGAUGGAGUUGCUUCCGUUUAUCCAUCAGCGAUGUAUUGAUACUUGUCCGAUAAAUGUUGCUACUAAAUCUAACUCCAGCUCCGAACAAAACGAUUCCUUUUUCUCAUCAUCCUUGCUUCAAUUGUAUGCCAAGAGCAAUGUGCAGUGGAGUGCGUUUGAUUGGAUGUACACUGAUUGUUUUCCUGAUUUAAUUGAGCUUUCUUGCUUCUUGUCUCGCAAGGAAGACAAUCUCAGAACCCGAAUUGCAAAGAUCCUACUGGCGGUAUCAGAGCUAUUUGGAGAUGAAUAUCUUUCUGUUAUAAUGCUCCCUGUUUUUCUUAUUUCAGUUGGGGACAAUGAAAGUGCUAAUUUGACGUAUUUCCCAGUUUUGUUCCUACCAAGCGUCAAAGGUUUGCAGCCUAAAAGUGCUGUGGCAAAGAAAAUUGCCACCGCUUGUGUCCUUCCUCUCUUGUUGUCUGCUAUUUUGGGUGCUUUCAGUAAUCAUGAAAGACUUUUGGAUUAUAUGCGGAAGCUACUACUGCUUAACACAACAAAAGAGGUUUCUUGGUCUGCUAAUUGCAGCGCUGAGGUCAUUGAUGCAGUCCGCUUUGUUUGCUCUUUUGAGAAGCAUCAUGGAACUGUUUUUCAAAUAAUAUGGGAAUUAGUCGCAUGCUCUGAGGAGAGCCUGAAGACAACUGCAACAAAUUUGUUAAAAGUUCUAGUACCUUAUAUUGAUGUGAAACUUGCAUCUGCUCAUGUCUUGCCAGCGCUUGUUACACUUGGUUCUGAUCAAAAUUUAAAUGUUAGAUACGCAAGCAUAGAUGCAUUUGGUGUUGUGGCUCAGCAUUCCAGAAAUGAUGUGAUUGUCGAAAAAAUCAUAAUACAGAUGGAUGCCUUUCUGGAAGAUGGAUCACAUGAGGCUAUUAUAUCUGUGGUGAGAGCUUUAGUUACAGCAGUACCACACACGACAGACAAAUUAAGAGAAUAUCUUUUAUCCAAGAUCUUCCAACUAACAUCCAUGCCAUCUCAUGGUAAUGAUGUUGUUCGCCGUCGAGAUAGAACUAAUGCUUUUUGUGAAGCAAUCCGAGCUUUGGACGCAACAGAUCUUUCAUCAACCAGCGUGAGAGAGCUUCUCAUACCAGCCAUACACAACCUACUAAAGGAGCAUGAUAACCUUGAUCCAGCGCACAAGGAAGCAUUAGAGAUUAUAAUGAAGGAAAGAUCAGGAGGAGCAUUUGAUAGCAUUAGCAAGGCCAUGAGCGCUCAUCUUGGAAUUGCUUCUUCCAUGACCAGUUUCUUCGGCGAAACCGGUCUCCGGGCGAAGAAAGACUCGGCAGACUCUGCUGAUCCUUCUUCGCUGCCACAGCAGCCGAGCUCGCAGUCACAGCAGGACGAUACGAGGUUUCGACGAAUCAUGCGGGGCGGGUUUAGCGAGAUGCUGAGAGGCAAAGCCCGAGCCACCGAUGAUUCUCCAAAUUAGUUGGUUAUUUUCAGCCAUUUCUGAGGUUGAUAUCAUCCUUAUUUUACUCAUCUGUGUUCAGAAUCUUCCUUAAUUCUUAGUUUAUAUGAUCAUGAUUUUCAUGUUCCUAUGAUUUAUUUGUAUCAAAAUGGUUUGAUUUGCAUUUAGUUUCAUAUAUAUUUUUUGUAUUUACAAUUUUGAGAUAACAGCUGAGGAGAUUAUCAUACAGGAUAGCUGAGUUCCUUAUGGAAAUUCUUUUGUUUGCUGGAGUGAGUUUUGGCAGACAAUAAGAUGUUAUGGACCAUUUUGUUAAACUUUUAUUGUGUA